This is a messenger RNA of Hydra vulgaris (swiftwater hydra), 1780 nucleotides long. Its product is annotated as TNF receptor-associated factor 2. Lineage: Eukaryota; Metazoa; Cnidaria; Hydrozoa; Anthoathecata; Hydridae. The record is from RefSeq and is a predicted model, not a curated record. Gene Ontology annotation, biological process: tumor necrosis factor-mediated signaling pathway; protein K63-linked ubiquitination; regulation of apoptotic process. Gene Ontology annotation, molecular function: tumor necrosis factor receptor binding; zinc ion binding. Gene Ontology annotation, cellular component: cytoplasmic side of plasma membrane.
AUUUAAAAACAUUAUUUACAUUUGAAUAAAAAACUCUUUGGGUUAACAUAGUAGUUUCUUGCGUUUUAUUAUUUAAUUUGAAAGUUAAAAAGGAGGAAUACAUCUUAUUUUUAUGAACUUGAACUUAUUUCAAAUUAAAGAAGUAAUUAAACAUCAUGGAUAUAUCAAGAAGCAUUGGUUUAAACCAUUUCGUGAAAGCUAAUCCUGUUGAAAAUAUUAAUGCUAAAUAUUUAUGUAAAAUUUGCACUAAAUUGCUAUAUAAUCCUAUUCAAACGGGGUGUGGUGAAAGAUUUUGUGAAAGUUGUGUAAAGUUUACCUCAAGUGGUAAAAUACUCUGUCCUGUUGAAAAUGUGGAAUGUAUUUACUUUUAUGACAAGUUUGCUAACAAAGAGAUUGAGAUACUAGAGUUUGAAUGUCCAUUUAAUAAAAAUUGUAAUUGGUCUGGCAAGUUAAUCAAAUUAAAAGAAGAGCACUUAAAUUCUUGUGAUUACAAAAUUUAUAUAUGUGAAAAAUGUGGCGAAGAAGUUAUACAAAAAAAUUUUAACGAACACAGUUUGAAUUAUUGUUCACAUUCUUUUUUCACUUGUCUAUAUUGUGAUGAAAAUGUUUCUGUAAAAGACAAAAUAGCUCAUCUUUGCUUGAAGUUACCUGUAACAUGCUUACUGGAUUGUGGUGCAACUUUUUUAUAUGAAGAUAUUAUCACUCAUUUAAAUCAAUGUAAUAAUUUAAAAAAUAUUUGCGUAUAUAGAUUAAUUGGUUGCAAAUUACCUUUAAUUAACUCAGUUGAAGAGCACUAUAAAUCUGAUGUAAUUUCUCACAACCACUUAAUGAUGGUUUUUGUACAAGAAUUGUCUGUAAAACAAAUGACAUUAAAAAAUGAGGUAAGCAAACUUAGUAAAGAGAAUCUUGAACUUUGUCAGAAGUUGGAAUUAGUAAAAAAAUAUGGUAAAGAGAUAAAUGAUUUGAAGAAAACUGUGCAAAUACAAGUAGAUGAAAGUGCGAGUAUUUUCCAAGGAUUAAGUUUGCAGGUUAAUGAUUUAAAAGAAGCUAAUUUCAUGCAAGCGCCUGUUGAUAAACACAAUAAAAAGUUAAGUUUCAUCGAGAGAUCUCAAGAAAAACUAAAUGAAUCAUAUAACGAUUUGCAUCUGAGUCAACAAAUUUUAGAAAAUACGUCUUAUGACGGGCAUCUUUUGUGGAAAAUAUCUUCUUAUAAACAAAGAUCAAUGGCUGCAAUGUCUGGAACUAUACCAGCAUUACACAGUGCUCCGUGUUAUACGUCGCGGUUUGGCUACAAGUAUUGUCUUCGCUUGUAUUUGAAUGGAGACGGAGCAGGCAAGGGAUCUUACAUUUCUCUUUUUUUUGUUCUGAUGAAAUCAGAUUAUGAUUCUCUGCAUAAAUGGCCAUUUCAAAACAAAGUAACUUUUAGGUUGCGUGCGAAAAAUCCCGAAUAUGAUAUUGUAGAGUCAUUUACUCCAGAUAAGAACUCUUCUAGUUUUAUUAAACCAGUCCGUGAAAUGAAUAUUGCUGCUGGUGUUCCAUUAUUUGCUAAAAAAUCUGACAUCAAUGAAAACUUUAUUUUGGAUGAUGCAAUAUUUAUUGAAAGUAAAGUAUAUUUGUAGCAAUACCUUUUGGAAUUGAUUAGAAUAAAUGAAUUCUAUCGAUUUAAAUGUUUGAAAAAAUCAUAUGUGCGUGUCAUAAAAUUAAUAAUCUAACCUGUUCAAAUCAAAUUAACCUGUUCAAAUAGUUGUGCAAAUUUUUUUUAUUCUAAUCAAGUCAAGUU